GCCAAACAUGCCCUCAUUAUACCAUUCAAGGCAACAACGGUUGAAUCUCAUCAUCUUCGAGUACAUCUAUCUGAAGUUAAACCUGCAAAGUUGAAUUAUCCACACAUUCUAUUCUUAGCCUCUAUUUCUUCUGUUGUGGUUCUUGAUUUUCAAAUUAUUGCUCCCUUACAUUAGGAUUGGAGACAAUCAGGCUAUACUUUAUCUAUUAUCUGGAAUUUUGCAUCUUCAGAGGUCAUUAUGAGCAUAAACAUUCUAGGAGCACAUAUAUCUACUGUAAUCGUAGCAUGUAUUGCUGUAGGACUUUUAAUAGUACUGGUACUCUUGAUUUGGUUGUGCUGCGUGCUCUGUCGGGGAAAAGAUGGAGAUAGGAGGAGAAGAACGACUCACAGUAUUUCUGUAGAAAAUCCUCCUGGAGCUAUUAGAGGUAACCAGCAGCAUGCUGAACCAGCUCAACAGCGGCAGCAGCACCAUAAUCCACCUAGAAGGGCCGAACAUCAUAAGGAUUUAUAUACUCCUCCUGCUUCAGCUGUAUCACAUCUUCCUUCACAGUCUUCUGUGGGAAGCAAUGGCAGCAACCCAUUGCCUCCACAACCAUCUCGGCGUUCUCCAGCAGCUCAAGCUCCAUCAGCUUACUCAAACUCAGGGCAGUCCAAUUUAUCCGGCAGUGGAAGCUUAAUGCCACCUCCAUCUCCUGCUUUAUCAUACGCCUCUUCACAGACCAUGUUUACUUACAAUGAUCUUGCAAUGGCAACAAAUAGCUUCUCAAAAGAUAAUUACUUGGGAGAAGGUGGUUUUGGGUCUGUUCACAAAGGACUUCUUCCAACUGGGAAAGCAAUUGCUGUUAAGUCUCUUAGAUCUAAUAGUGGUCAAGGAGAGAGUGAAUUUGCGGCAGAAGUUGAAAUCAUUAGCCGAGUGCAUCACAGGCAUCUUGUUAAAUUAGCGGGUUUCUGCAUCACUGGCUCGAAAAGAUUUCUUGUUUAUGAAUUUGUUACUAACAAGACUCUGGAGUUCCACCUUCAUGGUAAGGAUCAGCCUACAAUGGAUUGGUCCACGAGACUAAAGGUGGCUGUGGGGGCUGCAAAAGGAUUAGCAUAUCUGCAUGAAGAUUGCCAACCAAGAAUUAUCCAUCGUGAUAUUAAAGCUACUAAUAUACUCCUAGACGACAAAUAUCAAGCCAAGGUUGCAGAUUUUGGACUUGCAAAGCUUACACCUGAAGAAUAUACACAUGUUACCACUCGAGUUAUGGGAACCUUGGGAUACUUGGCUCCAGAGUAUGCUUCAUCUGGGAGACUCACGGAGAAGUCUGAUGUUUAUUCCUUCGGUGUCAUGCUUCUGGAAUUGAUUACUGGACGUAAACCAGUUGACAGAACACAAAAGCAGUAUAGUCUAGUGGAAUGGGCGAGACCUUUACUCACAACUGCUAUGGAGGAUGAGAACUUCAAUCAACUUGUUGAUCCACGCUUGCAGUUUAGUUACAAGCAUAGUGAGAUGGCUCGUAUGGUGACUUGUGCUGGUACAUGUGUUCGAAAGUCAGCACGUAGUAGACCACUGAUGAGUCAGGUAGUUCGAGCUCUUGAAGGGAAUUUGUCCCUUGAUGAUUUAACCGAAGGAAUAACACCUGGCCGUAGUAUGCUCCAUAGAUAUGAAACUGCUUCAGAAAAUACUGGUAGUCAAUACAAGAAAGGUUCCAAAGGGGACUCAACAGAAUUUGUUAGCACUGAGUAUGAUGGAACAACAAGCGAGUAUGGAUUGUAUGUGACUGGUUCAAGUAGCGAAGAACAGACUACUCGAGAGUUGGAUACUGAAGAGGUGCAGAGAAAUAAGGCACAUGUUAAGUAACUCCGUAUUAUUGAUCUUAAAUACCUCGAGCUGAUUCUAGCUUGCAAAUCAAUUACUACAAAGGAUGACUUAAAGAAAUCAAUUUUGCAGUCGCGUUAUUAUGGUCACUGAUGGUAUGUUCAGGUGCUAUAUUGAAGAAAUUUUCCAAGUAUUCACAUUUUAUUAAGUUGCAUAUGCUGGAUUGAGAGAGAUGAGGAUGGUUGUGUUAAAAAGAUCCUAUAACUUGAUGUCUAAUACCAUUUCAUGCUAGCCACACUCAUCAUGUGUGAGUUGGACUGCUGACCAUUUCAUAUUCUUUAAUUGUAAAAAAAAAAUGUUUUUCCCAAUUGUAACUAUUUUUGUUCAUAGAGAAAUUCUGUAGGAAAUUGAUUUA
This is a messenger RNA of Chenopodium quinoa (quinoa), 2212 nucleotides long. RefSeq names its product proline-rich receptor-like protein kinase PERK1. Gene Ontology annotation, molecular function: protein kinase activity; ATP binding. The record is from RefSeq and is a predicted model, not a curated record. The transcript has 8 exons. Gene Ontology annotation, biological process: protein phosphorylation. The coding region runs from base 238 to 1839 and encodes 533 amino acids. Lineage: Eukaryota; Viridiplantae; Streptophyta; Magnoliopsida; Caryophyllales; Amaranthaceae.